AUGGUUGCCAGAUACAGACUCCAGAUAGUUGAGCCCCCAACUCUACCUUUGGCCAUAAAACCCAAUCCCGACGGAGAUGGACCCAAUUUUGAGCCCAACCUGUGGAUGUGGGUAAACCCUAACAUCGUGUACCCCCCUGGAGAGCUGGAGGUCCCAGAGCCCAGUAAGAGGGAGGACCUGACACUCCCCGACCCUCCACUGCCCUCCGAGGAGGAAGAUUCCAACUCCUCAGAGGCCACGGUCACAGAAUCACAGCCACCUUCCUCUGGCGAGCAGUCUCCCCCACGGAAGCGGUUUGCCUCUUCCCCCAGCAACCGGGAGCUCACAGAAGAGGAGGCAGAGGACCAGGAUGACAGCUCCUCUGUGGCUCUCCCAUCCCCUCACAAAAGGGCCCCCCUCCAGAGUCGGAAGCUUCAGCAAACCGACAGCCAGAAGGGGCGGCUCUGGCCCCGGCCCCCACUCAAUUACUUCCACCUAAUUGCCCUGGCAUUAAGAAACAGUCCCCCCUGUGGCCUCAACGUGCAACAGAUCUACAAUUUUGCUCGACAGCAUUUCCCUUUUUUCCGGACGGCUCCAGAAGGCUGGAAGAAUACCGUCCGCCACAACCUCUGUUUUCGGGACAGCUUUGAGAAGGUUUCGGCCAGCACGCAGGGUGAGGCCAGUACACGGCCUCGGUCCUGCCUCUGGAGGCUGACUGAGGAGGGACACCGCCGCUUUGAGGAGGAGACCCAUGCCUUUGACACCACGCGGCUGGAGCGUAUCCAGCAGUGCAUGAGCCAACCAGAUGUGAUGCACUUCCUCUUUGACUUUUAA
Trichechus manatus latirostris (Florida manatee) is the source of this 813-nucleotide messenger RNA. It is a transcript of the gene FOXR1, whose product is annotated as forkhead box R1. Gene Ontology annotation, molecular function: sequence-specific double-stranded DNA binding; DNA-binding transcription factor activity. The record is from RefSeq and is a predicted model, not a curated record. Gene Ontology annotation, biological process: regulation of DNA-templated transcription. The coding region runs from base 1 to 813 and encodes 270 amino acids. Gene Ontology annotation, cellular component: nucleus. The transcript has 6 exons. Lineage: Eukaryota; Metazoa; Chordata; Mammalia; Sirenia; Trichechidae.